UCCUGUUUGUAUUUUGCACUUCCUAUGAAUAACACCGCCUCUGAUGGUAUAGGUUGCUGUGUGUUUAGAUGCUGUGUGAAUGACUUUAUAAUAUUAUGAAUUGCUGCGGUGUGCAGAAGUAAAUUACAAAUCUUCGGAAACCAUGUCGGCACAGGGGGAUUGUGAAUUUCUGGUGAAAAGAGCCAGAGAGCUAGUGAAUGAAGAUCCGUGGGCUGCCAAAGCCUGGCUCAUCACAGCGCGCACGCUGUAUCCAUCUGAUUUUAACAUUCAGUAUGAAAUGUAUAUCACCGAGCGCAAUGCUGAGAGGACUGCGUCAGCUGGAAGGCUUCUUUAUGACAUGUUUGUACAUUUUCCUGAGCAGCCAGUUGUGUGGCAGGAGAUCAGCGUCAUCACAGCAGCAUUAAGAAAUGAUUGUCAGGAUAAACAGACUCAGUUUUUACGAGGUUUGUUUGAGACCUUGCCUGGCAGAGUGCAGUGUGAAAUGCUGCUCAAGGCCACUGAGCAGUGCUUCAACACGCUGGAGAAAGCAGAGAUGCUGCUGUUGCUGCUGAGACGCUUCCCUGAGUCUGUGGUCCAGCACGGGGUCAGUCUUGGGGAGACACUGUUGGAGGCUGAAAAUAUUGAAGAUCAAGAAACACCUGUUAAUUGCUACAGAAAGUUAUUUGUUUGUGAUGUUCUCCCUCUGGUCAUCAACAAUCCCGACAUGCGCUUGCCUGCCAGUCUUCUGUAUAAGUACCUGCACAAGGCGGCUGAGUUUUACAUUGCCUACGUCACCAAGGCUCCUUCUGCAGAGAGCCAGCAUCAAGGUUCUCAGGAUACAGCAACCCUGAAGUCCCCCACCAAGCGCAGCUCCCAGAAGUACAUCAUUGAGGGGCUGACAGAGAAGUCCUCCCAGAUUGUGGACCCCUGGGAGAGAUUGCUGGAGAUCCUGUCUGUGGUGGGAGUCCGGUGUGAGUGGCAGAUAGACAAAGGCAGCAGGACAUUUGUAGACAUUCUACACCGAAUGAAAGAACUCUGCAGAUACAUCAGUAACUUUGACAAUGAGGCACACUUGAAGUACAAGAACCAGGUGGUGUACUCAACCAUGCUGGUCUUCUUCAAAAAUGCUUUCCAGUAUGUCAGCAUGAUACAAGCCCCCCUCUUUCAGGGACCCAGCACUCCCAUCCAAGCAACCUGGAUCCUGCUCGAAGACCUCUCCAAUGUAUAUAGUGAUGUAGAUGUAGACCGCAACAAACACAUUCACAAGAAAAGGAAGCUUGCUGAUGGCAGAGAAAAAACAAUGAGUUCCGAUGAUGAGGAUGGUUCUGGUAAGGGCCGCGGGCGUCACAUUGUGAUUAACAAGGCAGAACUCCCCAACUCUAUUGAGAUGCUGGAGAGCUUCAGAAUUGCCCGGGAGAGCUGGGAGCUGCUGCAUUCCCAAGAGGCUCUGGAAAAUGAGUUCACAAGAAUCUGCUUGUCCUGGAAGACUGACUCCUGGCUUUGGAUGAGGAUAUUUUUGACUGACAUGAUAAUCUAUCAGGGUCAAUACAGAAAAGCGAUUGGCAGCCUCCAGCAGUUGGCAUCAUUCCAGGCACUUCAGCAACAGGUCCCUGCUCAGGGGUCCUUGGAGCAGCACAGAGCCCUCAUCCAGCUUGCGUCCUGCCAUUAUGCACUUGGAGAGUAUCGGUUGACCUGUGAGAAGGUGCUGGAAGUGAUCUGUCAUGUGGUACCACAGGCUCAGGAUCCUGGGCGGGCCCCGGAAGAGGUGGCAAAGGUGAAAAAAAAGUAUCGGAAAGGUACAGAUCUCAGACUGCUCCCCUGUACAAGUAAAUCCAUCAUGCCUUACUGCCUGCAGUUGGUGUUGGCUUGCUUCAAGCUUCGAGCAUUCACAGACAACAGGGAUGACCUAGCUUUAGGCCAUGUCAUUGUCCUCCUGCAACACGAUUGGCCAAGGGGGGAAAGCCUGUUUCUUAAAGCAGUGGACAAGAUCUGUCAGGAGGGAAACUUCCAGUAUGAGAACUUUUUCAAUUACGUCACAAAUAUUGAUAUGCUUGAAGAGUUUGCUUAUCUCCGAACCACCGAAGGAGGAAAGAUUCACCUGGAGUUGCUGCCGAAUCAAGGGCUUCUCAUCAAGAACCCUAGCCCUUCCGUGGGGUUACUUCCGCAGGAGUUUAUUCCUGUCCUGCUGCCCGGUUUACAGACUGCCGACAGGCACCACACCGUUACACGUGGGAUCACCAAGGGGGUAAAGGAGGACUUCCGGCUGGCCAUGGAGCGGCAGGUGUCGCGCUGCGGGGAGAACCUGCUGACCGUGCUUCACCGCUUUUGCAUCAAUGAGAAGAUCAUCCUCAUCCAGACCCUCGCAUAAGAGGGCAGCAGUGCAGGCUCAAAGGCUGGUUUACACACACUCACUCUUACCUGUAUGUAAUCCUCUAUAGAAGCUAAUAUUUGAAACAUUAUUUGUGUUAAAGGUGUAUGUUGUGCUACUGACAUCUACGUUUUGGUUUAUGCUACUUUUUAGUAUGAAACAAUGAAUGUACAACAAAGCUGCAUGUACUUAAUUCUGACUAGACAUAUGGGAUCAUAUGGGUUUCCUCCAGUCUUAAUUAACUCUUCAAAUAAGUUACCUAAACACCAGCCUCAUUGAAAAGAAACAAUAAAAAUCUAAAUAAGAAAAUUGAAAAA
Molecule: messenger RNA, 2664 nt
Organism: Polyodon spathula (Mississippi paddlefish)
Lineage: Eukaryota; Metazoa; Chordata; Actinopteri; Acipenseriformes; Polyodontidae
Gene: ints10
Product: integrator complex subunit 10
Exons: 18
Coding region: 143-2347 (734 amino acids)
Biological process (GO): snRNA processing
Cellular component (GO): integrator complex
Source: RefSeq, a predicted model, not a curated record